Eriocheir sinensis (Chinese mitten crab) is the source of this 708-nucleotide messenger RNA. RefSeq names its product keratin-associated protein 19-2-like. The record is from RefSeq and is a predicted model, not a curated record. NCBI's taxonomy places the organism in Eukaryota, Metazoa, Arthropoda, Malacostraca, Decapoda, Varunidae. The transcript is spliced from 2 exons. Bases 77 to 640 code for a protein of 187 amino acids.
AGGCAGCGGAGGGUAUAUAUGAGGGUGCUGCAGCAGGGGUCAGCACCACUUGAGGAGUUCCACGUUUGAAGUCAGCAUGUCGAAGGCUGUGUUCGCCGUGCUUUGCCUGUGUGUGUUGGUGGCCGCAGCUAUGGCUAAUCCCAUGCCUGACCCAAGCCGGGGACGCGGGGGCGGCCAUACCGGCUACGGGAGCUAUGGCGGCCAGUCCUACGGCGGGGGACAUCCCGGGGGCAGUUACGGAGGGUACGGCAGCGGUUAUGGAAGUCAAGGCAGCGGUUAUGGAAGUCAAGGCAGCGGUUAUGGGAGUCAAGGCAGCGGGUACGGCAGCGGUUAUGGGAGUCAAGGCAGCGGGUACGGCAGCGGUUAUGGGAGUCAAGGCAGCGGGUACGGCAGCGGUUAUGGGAGUCAAGGCAGCGGGUACGGCAGCGGUUAUGGAAGUCAAGGCAGCGGGUACGGCAGCGGUUAUGGGAGUCAAGGCAGCGGUUACGGCAGCGGUUACGGCAGCGGUUAUGGGAGUCAUGGCGGCAGCGGUUACGGCAGCGGUUAUGGGAGUCAUGGCGGCAGCGGCUACGGAAGCUAUGGCGGUUAUAGAGGAAGUGGCGGGUCCGGUGGUUAUGGCCGUGGAUAUUACGGGUACUGAGGUUUAAGUGUACACAAACCGGAUUAAAGAGAAUAUGUAUAUAAUACGCUAAUAAAUCUUGUGAACUA